UGCAGCAACAGCCUCAAAUCAAAGUUGCUCUCUUUAUCUACGAGUCUUCUGAACUCGAUUUAAUCUACGAUUACAGUCGAAAUUGAUGGUUCAAUUCCACGAGCAUAUAAUCACAGACCUUCUUGAUGAUUCCAAUGGUGGGCUUGUCAUCCUUUCCUCUGGUCUCUCUCUACCCAAGCUCAUUGCCUCUCUUCUCCUUCUACACUCUUCUUCUCAAGGAACUCUUCUUAUCCUCUCUUCCUCUCCAUCUUCCCUCAAAUCGAAAAUCUUUUUCCACCUCAAAGCUCAGAAUCCCCAAUUCCAACAAAUCCCCUCUGAAAUCACUGCCGAUCUUCCUGCUCACCACCGCCAUUCUCUUUACUCUUCCGGAUUAACUUUUUUCAUCACACCCAGAAUUCUAAUUGUGGAUCUUUUAACGAACAAAUUACCCACAUCCAGUAUUGCUGGGCUUGUCAUCCUGAAUGCCCAUUCACUCUCUGAAACCUCCACUGAAGCAUUUAUAGUUAGAAUCAUCCGGUCUUUUAAUCGAGAUGCAUAUAUUCGGGCUUUCUCUGAUAAGCCUCACGCGAUGGUAUCUGGGUUUGCUAAGGUGGAGCGAACUAUGAAGUGUUUGUACAUCCGGAAGUUGCACUUGUGGCCAAGGUUUCAGGUGUAUGUUUCGCAGGAACUGGAGAAGGCCCCCCCGGAUGUGGUGGAUAUAAGGGUGCCAAUGACUAAAUACAUGAUGGGGAUUCAGAAAGCCAUCAUCGAGGUUAUGGAUGCAUGUCUAAAGGAGAUGAGGAAGACUAAUAAAGUUGACGUUGAGGAUUUGACGGUGGAAAAUGGAUUGUUCAAGUCGUUCGAUGAGAUUGUGCGGAGGCAGUUGGAUCCAAUUUGGCAUACUUUGGGGAAGAAGACAAAGCAGCUGGUGUCAGACCUCAAGACGUUGAGGAAAUUGUUAGAUUAUCUUGUAAGGUAUGAUGCAAUAACUUUCUUGAGGUAUUUGGACACAUUGAGAGUGUCAGAAAGCUUUCGAUCAGUUUGGAUAUUUGCAGAGGGGAGCUAUAAGAUAUUUGACUAUGCAAAGAAACGUGUUUAUCGCCUGGAGAGAUCAGAUGGUGCGAAAUUAAAUGAGUCAAAUAAGAUUGCGAAAAGCAAAAAGAGAAAAUGCAAGGGGGAUGGCAAUGACAGUGAAGAAGUUUCGUCAAAGAGUUCAAAUACUGGGUUAGCUUUGGAGGAAGUUUUGGAAGAAGCGCCAAAGUGGAAAGUCUUACGUGAGGUUCUUGAGGAGAUAGAAGAGGAAAGACGAAAGCAAGGUGUGUCAGGGGAAGAUGUUUUGAGUGAAGGUGAAGGUAAUGAUAAUGGAAUUGUACUAGUGGCAUGUAAAGAUGAACGUUCAUGCUUGCAGCUUGAAGAAUGCAUCAUCAACAGUCCAGAGAAGGUCAUGGCUGAAGAAUGGAGGAAGUACUUGCUAAGCAAAUUACAGCUGCGGGAUGUAGUGCGUCAGAAAAAGAAGCCAAAGGAUCCCAAAGGUUUUGGGGUUCUUGAUGGAGUUACUCCUAUGGCACCUGUACAGAAUGCUGAAGCCAGCAUUAGCAAGCAGGAACAUGAUGCACUCUUGGCAGCAGCAUCUGGAAUAAGAGAUCUAGCUGAAAAGGAUUGUAUGGUUGAAGAUCCUCUGGGACUUGACUCUGGUGGACGAAAACGUGGAAAAGGAAAGGGUAAAGUAGGCAGUAAAAAUGGGUCGGUUACUGCUGAUGGCUCUGGAGUCCAUAACAGUAAAAAGGCAUCAACAAGUGAUAAUUUAAGGAUUUCUGACUCAAAAAAUAAUGACCGAAUGGAGGAAACUAAUCCAGUUGGUGCUGGUGGGACAGCUGUAGACAACUUAGUUCUUCGGAGGCAUACUAAUGCUAAUGCUGCAGGAUCCAUGAAUGCAAAACCAUUACCACCUGUUCAUUUUUAUGCCUUAGAAAGUGAUCAGCCAAUACUUGAUGUAUUACAGCCUUCAAUAGUUAUUGUAUACCAUCCAGAUAUGACCUUUGUUAGGGAAAUUGAAGUCUACAAAUCUGAAAACCCUUCAAAACGGUUGAAAGUCUAUUUUCUUUUCUAUGAAGAUUCUACUGAGGUGCAAAAGUUUGAGGCUAGCAUACGCCGGGAGAAUGGUGCAUUUGAAUCUUUAAUCAGGCAGAAAUCUAUGAUGAUGAUUCCAGUUGACCAGGAUGGUCGUUGUUUGGGAUUGAAUACUAUUGCAGAGGGAGACUUAACGACCUCCCAAAACUCAGUAACAAGAAAAGCAGGUGGGAGAAAGGAGGCUGAUAAAGAAACGCAGGUCAUAGUGGACAUGAGGGAGUUCAUGAGCAGCCUUCCUAAUGUUCUUCAUCAAAAGGGAAUGCGCAUUAUUCCAGUGACCCUAGAAGUUGGUGACUAUAUUCUCUCACCAUUUAUUUGUGUGGAAAGAAAAAGCAUCCAAGAUCUCUUUAUGAGCUUCACAUCAGGACGUCUUUACCACCAGGUGGAAACAAUGGUGCGAUAUUAUAGGAUACCAGUACUGUUAAUUGAGUUCUCACAGGAUAAGAGCUUCUCAUUCCAGUCUGCAAGUGAUAUUGGUGAUGAUGUGACGCCAAAUAGUAUCAUAUCAAAGUUGUCAUUGCUUGCUUUACACUUUCCUCGGCUACGAAUAAUUUGGUCUCGAAGUUUGCAUGCUACUGCUGAAAUAUUCGCAUCACUGAAGGCAAAUCAAGAUGAACCAGAUGAAGCAAAGGCAAUGAGAGUGGGUGUUCCCUCAGAAGAAGGAAUUGUGGAAAAUGAUGUGAGGGCUGAAAAUUACAACACGUCUGCUGUGGAGUUUCUGAGAAGACUUCCAGGUGUAACAGACUCAAACUACAGGACCAUAAUGGAAGGAUGUAAGAGUUUGGCUGAGCUUGCUAUUCUUCCUGUGGAGAAGCUGGCCGAACUCAUGGGUGGUCAAAAAGCUGCUCGCACUCUUAGAGACUUUCUUGAUGCUAAAUAUCCAACCUUGUUGUGAGCUAUGUAGAUACUUCAAUUCUUUUAUGAUGGGAUUAUUCAUUAGGGCUAUUCCAUUGGUAAUUGUCUCUCAUGUUGUACAUUAGUCGAUUGAUUUUUCAGAUUCAUAGUAUCAUUUUUAUUUUAGAAAUGUAUUCCCAUUGUCUCACUUUGCGUGCAGCGCGUAAAUUUUCAGAUUAAAUAAUUUGUGGUUUUUAUAAAAAGGUUUAAUUUGAUUUUA
Molecule: messenger RNA, 3223 nt
Organism: Neltuma alba
Lineage: Eukaryota; Viridiplantae; Streptophyta; Magnoliopsida; Fabales; Fabaceae
Product: DNA repair endonuclease UVH1
Exons: 9
Coding region: 86-3004 (972 amino acids)
Biological process (GO): double-strand break repair via homologous recombination; nucleotide-excision repair involved in interstrand cross-link repair; resolution of meiotic recombination intermediates
Cellular component (GO): nucleotide-excision repair factor 1 complex
Molecular function (GO): single-stranded DNA binding; damaged DNA binding; single-stranded DNA endonuclease activity
Source: RefSeq, a predicted model, not a curated record